AUGAAUGCCAAGAUUUUAUAAAUAAUUGAAUAAAUUAGGCUCUUUUAAUUUGAAUUGAGUUUCAAAAUUUAAGAGAAGACCUCUAAUUCCAGUGUUAGUAAAAUCAAGUGUGGAAAUAUAUGCAUCUUUAAGUUGAGCCAUUAUUUUAGUAAAACAAAAAAAUGUAUCUGCUUCAUUUUUAAUGAUCAAAUACAAUGGGGCAAGCAAAUCACUCAUUCCUUACAUAUAUUUAAUGGCUGGGUUAAGUUUACCAUAUAUAUAUAGAAUUCGAAUGAGUAUAUCUUAAUGUAUAGGUAAAGUGUUAUUUUAUAAUUUUCUCCUUUUAUAUUAAUCAGUAAAAAAGUAUUAAGAGAACCUGGCAUUUGUUUGAUCUUUCAUCAUAGAUUACUUCGAUAAUGUACGACUUAAAAUUAAAAUAUAUUAAGAUACGGAACAUCUUUUUCAAUCAUUUCAUAUAGUUGCUCAUUUUAGAUAUAUUCAUUAUAAUCCAUACAUGAAUUGAUAACUUGGGUUCUAAUGGUUUAGAAUGAACUAAAACUGAGAGAAUUCUGA
Molecule: messenger RNA, 552 nt
Organism: Paramecium primaurelia
Lineage: Eukaryota; Ciliophora; Oligohymenophorea; Peniculida; Parameciidae
Source: the annotation of a GenBank genome assembly